Messenger RNA from Menidia menidia (Atlantic silverside), 1581 nucleotides. NCBI's taxonomy places the organism in Eukaryota, Metazoa, Chordata, Actinopteri, Atheriniformes, Atherinopsidae. The record is from the annotation of a GenBank genome assembly.
CUGAUCAUGAUUAUUCUUUGUUUUGUUUUUGUCACCCUGACAGCCGUCCCCUUCCCCCCAAGUCACCGACUGACAGCUAAAGAGGUGUUUGACAGCGACGGGAAGCCCAAAGUGGACGUGCUAAAAGCUCACCUGACCAAGGAGGGCCGUGUGGAGGAGUCGGUGGCCCUCAGACUCAUAGGAGAGGGAGCCGCAAUCCUGCGCGCAGAGAAAAACCUGCUGGACAUCGAAGCCCCUGUGACAGUUUGUGGAGACAUCCAUGGGCAGUUCUUUGACCUGAUGAAGCUGUUUGAAGUAGGAGGAUCACCUGCAUCCACGCGCUACCUUUUCCUGGGGGACUACGUUGACAGAGGGUAUUUCAGUAUUGAAUGUGUGCUGUAUUUGUGGGCCUUGAAGAUCCUUUACCCCAAAACACUGUUUUUGCUGCGUGGGAAUCAUGAAUGUCGACAUUUAACUGAGUAUUUCACAUUUAAGCAGGAAUGUAGAAUUAAGUAUUCAGAGAGGGUGUAUGACGCAUGUAUGGAUGCCUUUGACUGCCUUCCCCUGGCUGCCCUUAUGAACCAGCAGUUUCUGUGUGUACACGGGGGACUAUCUCCAGAAAUCACAAAUCUUGACGACAUCAGGAAACUAGACAGAUUCAAGGAGCCUCCGGCAUACGGGCCAAUGUGCGAUCUGCUCUGGUCCGAUCCUCUGGAGGAUUUUGGAAAUGAGAAGAGCCAAGAGCACUUCACACACAACACAGUGCGAGGCUGCUCCUAUUUCUACAGCUACCCUGCAGUCUGUGACUUUCUACAACACAAUAACUUAUUAUCUAUCAUCCGGGCCCAUGAAGCACAGGAUGCUGGAUACCGCAUGUACAGAAAGAGUCAGACCACUGGCUUCCCAUCCCUUAUCACCAUCUUUUCAGCACCUAACUAUCUAGAUGUCUACAACAACAAAGCGGCAGUGCUGAAGUACGAGAACAACGUUAUGAACAUCCGACAGUUCAACUGCUCUCCUCACCCUUACUGGCUGCCCAACUUCAUGGACGUUUUCACCUGGUCCCUGCCCUUUGUGGGCGAGAAGGUGACUGAGAUGCUGGUGAACGUGUUGAGCAUUUGUUCCAAUGACGAGCUGACAACCGAUGAGGAGCUGGACGGACAGCUAAUAUAUCCCCCCAAAAAAGGUGCCACAGCUUCAGCCCGUAAAGAAGUAAUCCGCAACAAGAUCCGUGCCAUUGGAAAGAUGGCCCGGGUAUUCUCUGUGCUCAGAGAGGAAAGUGAGAGCGUGCUGACCCUGAAGGGACUGACCCCGACAGGCAUGCUACCAAGUGGAGUUCUGUCCGGUGGCAAAGAGAAGCUGCAGAAUGCUACUAUUGAAGCUAUUGAGGCUGACGAAGCCAUCAAGGGCUUCUCGCCCCAGCACAAGAUCACUAGCUUCGAGGAGGCCAAGGGUCUGGACCGCAUCAACGAGAGGAUGCCGCCGCGGCGGGACGCGCUGCCCUCGGACGCCAGCCUCAACUCGCUCAACAAGGCGCUGUCCUCAGAGACCAACGGCACCGAGGGCAAGGGCAGCGCCAGCAGCACCAGCAACAUCCAGUGA